AUGGCUGCGCCCCGGCCGCCGAGCAAGUGGGCAAACCCAGAUAACGUCACGCCAUGGAGCGGACGACGCGGUGAUGACGGCCUGCCGAUCGCAGCGAGCAUGCAGUCGCUCAAAAUAAGUGGCUCUGCUGCCCAAGCUGCUGGCUAUCGACCUCCACAUACCCAGUCCGGUCACGUGAAGCAUUACGAUAGUGCAAGUCAGUAUGCUCAACCGAAUGGCAAGCAUUCGCCAGCUGUCGGCCAUGAUCCUUGGGUGUCUGCUGCGCCCGACCGACGAGCAUUUCCCUCACGAGCAGAACAGCGGCAACAGCAGAUCCUGGACGAGCAGAAGCGAAGAGCAGAAGAACAGCAACGCCAAAGAGAAGAGGCCGAGGCGAGAUAUCGGCCCAAGCCGGCACCACCGGCUAUACAAGUCCGCUCACCCUCACCUCAGCCAUCGCGGGAAGCCCCCGUCGUGCUCGUCUCACGCUCAAAAUCAUCAGAGGCGGCCCCUCGGAGUAUUCUGGCCAAUGCGAGCAAGCCUGCCAGUUCGAGCAUCCGUUUUGCAGGAGCAGCGGAGUCGAAAGGAUUCCGCGAGUGGCAAGGCGGUGCAGCGAAAGGAAAGGCCGGCAUCAAUGGCAGCGGCAAGUCAGAGAUGGAUCUCAUGAGCUCGCCCAGUCGUGGUGAGCUCAACGGCGACGUCAAAAGCCUUCGUAGCUUCGCAGUCCAAGCUGAAUUUCGGCAGCAUGUCCAGAAGAAGCUUGACGCGUAUCGCAAUAUUUAUCCGAUCGAGUACGGAGGCCUGCUCAAAGGCGGCAAAGCUCAAUGCGAGGCCUUGGAUUCAAUCUUGCUCGAGCUGAGGAAGCUACGGGAAGGCAUCAUCGCGAGCGAUAGAUGCGAUAGCUUCGCAGUCGAAGCGUAUGAACUAUCAGCACGCUUGUCUAUUCUUGCUGCCAACAAGUCACAGUUAGCAAGCUGCUUGCCACAUCUUGUCAUCAGCCUGCACCCGCGUUAUGCGCUUGCCAAGCUAUUGGAGACCUCGCGAGGUCUACCUGCUGGUGCGGUGCCCCCGGAGCUACCUGGAUUGGAAGAUCGCGCUUUGUACGCCUCGCUCUGGCUGCUCUCACAGGCCGUCUCGCGAUCACAUCACAGCGGCUUCUAUGCUUGUCUAUCAGAAACCACAAGCAGUGCGCGCAACCAGCUCGCCUCAACGGUACCCGUCCGUACAGUGCCCAGCACGCAUGAUCACAUUAGACUGGCAGUCAGAGCAUUUAGAAUCAUCGCCAUCGAACGCAACUGGGCAAGCUAUGUGCGGCUCUUGUGUGCUUCGUCUCUCCACGAGCUUCAACGUGCUAUCCUUUUCACAUGUCUGGAUCACAUGAGAGAUUCGGCCUGGCAAGUGACCACUAAAGCGUACAGAAGUCUGUCGACUAAACAAGAGCUGGCGCAAAUGCUUCAACUGGAGCUGGAGGCUUCUGUCCUCGCUGACCCAACUGUCACGGCGACAUGCUCAGACGAGAAGCUCAACGACUAUCUCACGUCCAGAGGAUGGCUUGAAUAUGUGCAGGGUGACACAGUCUCCUUCAGAACCAAGACCACUUGA
Messenger RNA from Mixia osmundae IAM 14324, 1581 nucleotides. RefSeq lists its product as uncharacterized. Bases 1 to 1581 code for a protein of 526 amino acids. The transcript has 3 exons. The record is from RefSeq and is a predicted model, not a curated record. NCBI's taxonomy places the organism in Eukaryota, Fungi, Basidiomycota, Mixiomycetes, Mixiales, Mixiaceae.